This is a messenger RNA of Clarias gariepinus (North African catfish), 4709 nucleotides long. It is a transcript of the gene myo3a, whose product is annotated as myosin IIIA. NCBI's taxonomy places the organism in Eukaryota, Metazoa, Chordata, Actinopteri, Siluriformes, Clariidae. Bases 1 to 3810 code for a protein of 1269 amino acids. The transcript is spliced from 30 exons. Gene Ontology annotation, molecular function: ATP binding; cytoskeletal motor activity; protein binding. The record is from RefSeq and is a predicted model, not a curated record. Gene Ontology annotation, cellular component: myosin complex.
AUGGCCGUCCUUUUCAGAAGGUGUCUGGUUAAAGACUUUGAGCUCCGGCCAACUGUUCAGGAUCUUCUCCAGCAUGGCUUCAUCAAACAGGUCACAGGUCAAGAAGAAACUUUACAGAAACAACUGACCGAUCUUAUUGAACUCAACCAACAGAUAGGAGUUAUUGAGAAAACCAGCCCUCAAGGAAAGACUGAGAGGAGAGUCAGUGAUGACAGACACACAAGAAUCCACACUAAAAAAGGCAACAUCAUGAAGUCCCAGAGUGACGAACUUGAUGACAUGGAGGAUCUGGCAACCUUGGAAGUGCUCGAUGAAGACACAGUGACGGAACAACUGCAGAAGCGCUACGCUAACGAGCAGAUCUACACGUAUGUGGGAGACAUCCUUAUCGCUGUCAACCCCUUCCACGAGAUUGAUCUGUACACUCCUGAGCAUGCAAAGAUGUACAUCGGGGUGAAGCGCACAGUAAAUCCACCCCACAUAUACGCCGUUGCUGACAUCGCCUACCAGUCCAUGGUGUCGUACAACUCCGAUCAGUGUAUUGUCAUAAGUGGGGAAAGCGGUGCGGGAAAGACAGAGAGCGCUCACCUCCUGGUCCAGCAGCUCACCGUCCUCGGCAAGGCAAACAACCGAACCCUCCAAGAAAAGAUUCUUCUCGUGAACAACCUCGUAGAAGCAUUCGGAAACGCCUGCACAGUCAUCAACGAUAACUCCAGCCGCUUUGGGAAAUAUCUGGAGAUGAAAUUCACGUGUGGAGGAACGGUGGUGGCAGCUCAGAUCUUCGAAUACCUGCUGGAGAAAUCCCGUGUCAUUCACCAGGCAGUCGGGGAGCGUAACUUCCACAUUUUCUACUACAUCUACGCUGGCCUGGCCGAGAGAAAGAAGCUCGCUCACUACAAGCUUUCUGACAGUAAAAUUCCAAAGUACCUUCAGAAUGAAAAUGUCAAGCUUGUGCCAGACAUCGUGGGAAACGCCUCGUACAAGGAUCAAUUCGAAGCAGUGGAGCAGUGUUUCAAAGUAAUCGGCUUCACCCUUGAGGAAUUAGGAAGUGUGUACAGCAUUGUUGCAGCCAUCCUAAUCACCGGAGACAUCGAGUUUGCUUCAGUGGCUACAGAGCACCAAACUGACAAGAGCAACAUUGAAAACGCGGCUGUGUUAGAGAGCGCUGCUUCUUUGCUGUGUAUACGCCCGGAUGAGCUGAGAGAGGCUCUCACUUCACACUGUGUGGUGGCUCGGGGUGAGACCAUCGUCCGGCCCAACACUGUUGAGAAAGCCACGGAGGUGCGGGACGCCAUGAGCAAAGCUCUGUACGGGCGCCUCUUCAGCUGGAUCGUCAAUCGCAUCAACACCCUGCUGAGACAUGAAAACCAGAGCAGUGCGGAAGACGAGGAGCAAAACAUCGGCAUCCUGGACAUCUUCGGCUUUGAAAACUUCAAGCGCAACUCUUUCGAGCAGCUCUGCAUCAACAUCGCCAACGAGCAGAUUCAGUUCUACUUCAAUCAGCACAUAUUCGCCUGGGAGCAGGACGAGUACCUGAACGAGGAUGUGGACGUGCGAGUGAUUGAGUAUGAGGACAACCGGCCCCUGCUGGACCUUUUCCUGCAGAAGCCCAUGGGUCUGCUGUCACUGCUGGAUGAGGAGAGCAGAUUCCCCCAGGCUACUGAUCAGACCCUCGUUGAAAAAUUCGAGGACAACUUAAAAUCUAAAAACUUCUGGAGACCAAUGCGAGUUGAUCUUGGCUUUGGGAUCAACCACUAUGCUGGGAAGGUGAUCUAUGAUGCCUCUGGGUUUCUGUCUAAGAACCGAGACACUCUUCCUGCUGACAUCAUCCUGUUGCUGAGGUCUUCAGAGAAUGAGCUGAUUUCCAGACUAGUCACUAAUCCGCUCACUAAAACAGGUAAUCUAGCUCACACCAAAGGAAAGGGGACGGGUUCGGGGAAAUUCGGGUCUCGUCAGCCCUCUCCUCAGCGCUCUGUAAACAUUGUCAAGAUGGAAGUGCUGAUGUUGUACAAACUUCUGUCAGUUAGUGAGGGGGAGAAUGGAGCGGAAAGCAUACAUCAUCCUCGAGAGACCACCAACAUGAGGACUCAAACCGUGGCUUCCUAUUUCAGAUAUUCACUGAUGGACCUGCUUUCGAAGAUGGUGGCCGGACAGCCUCACUUUGUCCGCUGUAUCAAACCCAACAACGAGCGCCAAGCUCAUACGUUCGACAAGGAGAAGGUGCUGAUUCAGUUGCGCUACACGGGCAUUCUGGAGACGGCCAAGAUCCGCAGACAGGGCUACUCUCAUCGCAUCCUUUUCGCCAACUUCAUCCAGAGAUACUACAUGCUGGCUUUCCGUGUGGAUGAGGAGCCAGCUGUCAGUCCUGAGACGUGUACUGCUAUUCUGGAGAAAACCAAGCUGGAAAACUGGGCUCUAGGCAAAACAAAGGUCUUUCUAAAGUAUUAUCAUGUGGAGCACUUAAACCUGUUGGUCAAAAGAACCAUGGACCGGAUCGUGCUGGUGCAGGCGUACGUACGGUGCUGGCUGGCGGUCCGAAACUACCGAAAAACCAUUGGAAAGAGAACUGAGAGUGCUGUAGUCCUGCAAUCAGCAUUCAGAGGACACAUGGUGAGAAAACACAUGGCUGAUGAUAAAACCAAAGCCAAACAGGACGGUGUCAUUGUUCAACUUCAAGCAGUAUGCCGAGGAUAUCUGGCAAGGAAGAAAUACAAGGAGUUAGUGGAGGAGAAGAACAAAGCUGCUACCAAGAUCCAGGCACACUAUAGAGGACACAAAGAGAGGAAGAGCUUCCAAAGGAAAAAAGAAGCCAUGCAAAAAGAAAAAGAACAGCCUACAGAAGAGGUCAAAGAGGAUGGUGCGGUCGAAGAGGACAAGUCGGCUGAAGAUGCGGCCCAGGAGGAAGGAGCAAAAGAGGCUGAGAAUAGUGAAGGGUCUACACCAAAUGAGGCUCCAGUGGAGGAAGUACCCAAUGAGCAUGUGGAAGAAGAGAAUCCAGCGGAGACUGGAGACGUGACAGAAGAACAGCAGAACACCUCACAGAAUGAGGAUCAAGCAGCAGAAGAGAGAACAGCAGAGGAGUCCAGCGCCCCUCAAGAAGAACCUGAGAUGGAGAAAGAACCAUCAGAACCUGUAUCUGAGGAACAGAAUGGAGGAGGAGAACAAGAAGGAACAGAAGAGGUCAAGGAUGCAGAGUCGAAGCAAACUGAUGAAGAGCAAGAACAGAAGAGUGAUGAUUUUGAAAGCUUCUCCAAACAUAUAAGUAGCGUCUCUCAGGACUUCCUGACGCUGCAACAGAAGCUGAAUCAGAUCAUAAUGGCUCAUCAGGUCAACCCUUCCAACAACGGCAUGUUUACAAGAGGACAGGUCACGAACGGUCCUCAGAAUCAGCAGCUCUCAGCCCAGGACGCACCCUCGGACGCACCCUCGGACCCACCAGCUGGUCCACAGCAGACACGGAUAUCUCGCCGAAGCACCAAACCAAAGACCCUGAGCACUCCUGAAGACUCAGCAUACUACAACGCCAUCCAUCGAUCCAUCCAGGAUGACAAGAAGAGGUCGAGGAAGCAGAGCCCUAAGAAGCUGUUAGACGCUGAUGAUGAGUAUUACCAGAGUCUGAACAGCAAUAAACCCACAGCCGAGAAGUCCGAAGAUGCAGAGGGUCCGGAGUCUGACGAAUCUAAAGCUCCAAACCAGUUCAUGCAAUCGCUUCCCAGAAUGCUGCCUAUGGAAAACGAGGACAACCCUUACGACUACAGGAAGCUGCUGAGGAAGACCUCACAGAGAGGAAGGCUUAUCGAACAGACCUAGACUCUGGAUUGUCUUCUGGGACUUGAUAAACAUUUUGUAAAUAUGUACAGAUGUUUGUAAGGCUUGUCCAGCCAUGCUUCCUUUAUAUAUGUAUAUAUGUUAUAUAAUUGUUUUUUUUUUCCCCGACAUAUGUUUAUCACGGGAAUACUUCAGAAAAUAAAGAAAUGAACACUGAUGGGAAUUCAGUAGCAUGAACUUUUUGCUCUAGUUUUGUGCUCUAGCAUCCACAUGUACAGUAAAUAACUAACACAGUUUACAGUCUAAAUGUAAAGCAGGUUCUGUGGCUUCUUCACUGACUGGUGGUUAAAUCAUCCUGCACUGUGUGAAUGCACUUUACUGGUUUCUUUUAUGUUUUGUGCACGUUUAUGUUUUUUUUCUCAUAUUUCUGGUGUUUCAAGUGCACAGCUCCAGUGCCAUUAUUUAUGAACCAGGCAUAGGUUUUGCUAUAUUUAAGCCGUUGCUAUGCCAAAGUGGGAGACAUCAUGGAGAGCCUUCUUAGCUGAGACAGCGAUCAGAGUGAAGUCGGAUAAAGUUCACUCAGCGGAAAAGCAGAUCCACUGAAGGGGAAAGGACGCGAGAUGUAAAACACAUGCUUUGGCUUUAAGUUUGUCUGUGUGAACUUUGACCUGUGAAUUCACCAAAAACUUACUUCUGACACAUUAGAAAGCAACUGGAUGGGCCUGUGCCUUUUUAUUUAUUUAUUUGUGACUGGUUUAAAAAAAAAAAAGGGGUGCCUGCCCAUGAUUGAACACCGGAUUCAGUAAACUGUGCCUGUCUUUGUUUGAUGGAAUGUCUGAAGAAAGAAAGAACAAUACUUGAAAACAUCACAUCACCAGGACUGCCUCAUUUUGAAUCGCCAGCGAGGAAUGAUAUCUUGAAAUCCGUUCACUCUAUGCAAA